AUGGCUCCCGGAAUGACGGCCAAUGCAACCGUCACGACAAGUGCACGCAGUUCUGUCGGCCCAACCAAACCCAAAUCAAAACUCAACUCCAAUGGCUAUCAUCCCACAGCCACCAUUCCUCUUAGUGCCAUGUCUAGUACAGCUCUCGACCUGACGUCUGUCGAACGCCGUGGGCAGCCCACUGCUCCUCGCGAAACCACCAAGAAGACCAGCAGACCCCACGGUAUCUCCGAUGCACCGACCUACUGUCCGACGCCAGAGGAGUGGCGCGAUCCCUUAGAAUACAUCAAGAAGAUUGGCCCCGAGGCUUCGCAGUAUGGUAUCUGCAAAAUCAUCCCGCCCGACUCUUGGAAUCCCGAAUUCGCCAUCGACACCGAGAAAUUCCAUUUUCGAACUCGAAAACAGGAACUCAACUCUGUUGAAGGCAGUACGCGCGCAAACUUGACAUACUUGGACGGGCUUUCCAAAUUCCACAAGCAGCAAGGUAAUAAUCUGCACCGUCUGCCAUAUGUCGACAAGAAGCCUUUAGACCUCUACCGCUUAAAAAAGGCUGUCGAAUCAAGGGGUGGCUUCGACAAGGUCUGCAAACACAAAAAGUGGGCGGAAAUCGGACGCGAUCUUGGCUACAGUGGCAAGAUCAUGUCCUCACUCUCUACGUCUCUCAAAAACUCGUAUCAACGAUGGCUCUGUCCUUAUGAAGAGUAUCUUCGCAUCGCCAAACCCGGCGUCCACCAACAGCUCGAGCAGGAAUACGGCGGUCCGCUGACGCCCAGUCCCGCUCAAACCCCCGUCAAGCGUUCUCAAGUCAACACGCCAGCUGGUGUAAACGCCGAGUCUCCCGCCAGGCAUGCUUCAGAGGCCCUGCAAAACGGUCUCAAGCGGGAAGCCGACCGUGAUACUCCCAUGGUGGAUGCGCCUCUUGCGCCCACUUCCGGAGGCUCCGGAUUCACGGCUGUUAAUUCCGGUUUCACAAGCAUCAACAGAAUCUCGGGCGAACGCAAAAGCUUUACACCAGAAGUGGCUAGCACUCGGAAUGCGACACCCGAUGAUCACUCUGGCCUCGCUGGUGCCGCUCAUGUCAAGAGGGGUAUCAGCACUGAUGAUACGUCUGAUGCCUCCAAAAAGGAAGUCGACGGCGACAACGAAGAUGCCACAAAUCGUCGCAGCAAGCGUCUCAAAAAAGAAAAUAUUCCUACUGUGGCUGGCUCACAUAUGACGCCCUUUCGGCCGUCUGUCCCUCGCAUACCGCGUGAGGAAGACCUUACCCCCCACGAGACUUGCGAGACCUGCGGCCAAGGCGAGGAUGCUGGGCCUUUGCUCGUCUGCGAGUCUUGUGACAAUUCGUACCACGGUCUCUGUCUGGACCCACCCGUGAAGCGCAAGCCUGACGCUGAAUGGAACUGCCCGCGCUGUCUUGUGGGCGACGGACAAUUUGGCUUCGAAGAGGGCGGCUUAUACUCGCUCAAGCAAUUCCAGCAAAAGGCAAACGACUUCAAGCAGGGCUACUUUGAGAAGAAGAUGCCAUUCGACAGUGCCCUGAAAUGCGCCAGACCCGUUACCGAAGAAGACGUCGAGAAUGAAUUUUGGCGUCUAGUUGCUGAUUUGGAAGAAACUGUCGAAGUAGAGUAUGGCGCCGAUAUUCACUGCACAACACACGGCUCUGGAUUUCCCACGCUCGAAAAAAACCCUGGUAAUCCUUAUACUGCGGAUGGCUGGAAUCUCAAUGUGCUCCCAUUCGCUUCUGAGAGUCUAUUUCGGCAUAUCAAGUCGGACAUUUCUGGCAUGACGGUUCCUUGGGUGUACGUUGGCAUGAUCUUCUCUACAUUCUGCUGGCACAAUGAAGACCACUAUGCCUAUUCUGCCAAUUACCAGCAUUUCGGCGCUACAAAAACAUGGUACGGCAUCCCCGGUCAUGAUGCUGAAAAAUUUGAAGCCGCCAUGCGAGAGGCUGUGCCAGAACUUUUUGAAACGCAGCCCGAUCUACUUUUCCAGCUUGUCACCUUGCUCACCCCCGAGCAGCUCACCAAGGCCGGUGUUCGCGUGUAUGCGGUCGAUCAGCGCGCCGGCCAGAUGGUCAUCACUUUCCCCCAGGCCUACCAUGCUGGCUUCAAUCAUGGCUUCAACUUCAACGAGGCCGUCAACUUUGCCCCACCAGACUGGGAGUCCUAUGGUAUGGCUGGUGUCGAGAGGCUGCGGGCGUUCCGGCGACAGCCUUGCUUCUCUCACGAUGAGCUGCUGUGGACUGCUGCCGAAGGAGCGUCAGCUGGCCUCACAAUAUCGACGGCCAAGUGGCUUGGGCCUGCACUUGAGCGCAUUCAAAAGCGAGAGCUGGCCGAUCGUGAGCAGUUUGUCAAGCAUCAUCUUGAAUUAACACCCCACAACUGUCGAUGCUUCGAGGGAGGAGACGCAGACUCUCCGCUUGCAUUCAAAAUCGAGGAUGAAGAUGUGCUGGACGAAGACGAGCAGUGCUGCAGCUACUGCAAAGCUUUUGCUUACCUCUCCAGAUACAAAUGCCACAAGUCUGGCAAAACUUUGUGUAUUUCUCAUGCAGGCAACCAUCCCUGCUGCGACGCAACUGAACAAGACAGAUACCUCGGCGCCGGUCACACUCUCUAUUAUCGCAAAACGGAGGAGAUGAUGAAGGAUGCCCAUGCAAAGGUCAUUGAGAAAGCUGACACCCCCGAGCAAUGGGAAGAGAAGUACGAAAAACUCCUUGACGAAGAGGUGACUCCAUCGCUGAAAUCUCUUCGAGGUCUCCUUCACGAGGGCGAACGUAUUCCCUUCGAUCUUCCGUCCCUGCCCAUACUCAAGGAAUUUGUCGAUCGCUGCAACGAGUGGGUCGAUGAAGCAACGAGCUACAUUGUACGCAAACAACAGAAUCGGCGCAAAAACGAUCGAGCUUGGCAGACUGGCACGCGUAGAUCGAUAGGUAAUUCGUACCAGGACCAAAAAGAGCGCGAUCCUCGCAACGUGAGCAACAUUUACCGACUGCUUCGUGAUGCCGAGCACAUUGGUUUCGACUGCCCGGAGAUUUCACAGCUGCAAGAGCGCGCCGCGUCCAUCAAGGAGUUCCAGGCCAAUGCUUCGCAAGCGCUGGAAAAAGGUAUCAGUCUCGGUGCGGAGGCGAUUGAAGAGCUGCUCGAGGAGGGACGCACUUUCAAUGUUGAUACGCCCGAGCUCGAACUACUUUCGAAAAUGUUGGAUCAGAUGCGUUGGAACGAAAAGGCUCGCACAAGCCGAAGCCUGUUUCUGUCCCUUUCCGAGGUUCAGGACUUGAUCGAACAAGGCAAACAACUUGACAUCCCAAUCUACAACGAUCAUUUCAAAUAUUUUUGUGAACGAUUGGAGGAUGGACAAUCGUGGGAGACCAAGGCUAGAGAACUGAUUCAUGCCGAAUUUGUUCACUAUCCACAACUGGAGGCACUAUCCAAGCAGGUGCAAUCUGGCAACAUUCCUGUCUCCAAGGAUACAUUGGCUGCAGUCGAUCAAAUUCUCCACAAACAACGGGAGGCUCAUCGCCAAAUAAUUGACAUCACCGAGCGCUGCCAUAACAAGGAUUUUCGCAAGCGCCCAAAGUACAACGAGGUUGUCGAAGUGACCAAGAAACUGGACGAUCUCAACUCGAAACCAAAUGGGACCUUGGACCUUGAGAAUGAGCGUAAGCGCCACGAAGACUGGAUGCGCAAGGGCAAACGGCUCUUUGGCAAGUCCAACGCGCCCCUUCACAUUCUCAAGAAUCAUCUCGAGUACGUGCUAGAGCGUAACCUGGACUGUUUUGACACUGAACAUGAUACUCCACGCCUUCCUGCGGAACCAGUGUCCAGAGAGCAGAGCCCGGACGAGGCCAAGGGUCCCGAAGAGAGUCGUCAACGUCAAGUAUUUUGCAUGUGCCGAAAGGUUGAGGCAGGCAUGAUGAUUGAAUGUGAGCUCUGCCAUGAGUGGUACCAUUACAAGUGCCUCAAGAUUGCACGGGGCAAGGUCAAGGAAGACGACAAGUACACUUGCCCUAUAUGCGAUUGGCGAAUGAAGAUUCCCAGAGACGCAGCUCGGCCGAAGCUUGAAGAUUUGGUAGCGCUCAUUGAAGAAGUGCCACUGCUCCCUUUCCAGCCCGAGGAGGAGGAUGUUUUGCAGCGCAUUAUUUCAAAUGCGCAAAGCUUCCGUGACUACAUUGCCCGUUACUGCAACCCAAUUCUCUCAACCGAAGCCGAGGCUGAGACGCAGCGAUUUUACCUGCGCAAGUUGGAAGGUGCUGAAGUGCUGCUUGCCUACGAGACCAAUUUCUUUCGUCAAGAGCUUCACAAGUGGUACCCAGUGGCCCCGGAGGCCCCGCCGAUCCUCGAGGUUUCCCUCAGCACUCGGAAGCCGCGGCCAACUAAGCUGCAGAAGAUGCUUCUCGAAUAUGGCGUAGAUAACCCCGACGACCUGCCGGAGCAUGCAAAAGGUAAGGCUAAUAGCCUUAGGCGCAAGGCUGCGAAUGCCGAGGCUGCCGCUGCUGCAGCCCAAAUGGGACAUGGUCCUAUCCAACCACCGUCAGCGAAUGCCUCCUAUGGUGGUCCAGCCUACUAUGCCCAGGAUGGACAAGGCGACUCGGACAAGCGUGAGGAUUCAGAGGACGACGGCCAGGAUGACUCGUUGGCAGAUGAGGGCCGGGGUAAAUCGACUUCACGCGGUCCGGAGACUCUUGACAAAGCCUCUGAGGAUAUCAAUAUCGAGACUGAGGAGGGUAAAGCAAAGGGCCUUGACAUCUUGGGCAGAACAGAGGACGGCAGAAAGAAGGCAGAAAGUAUUUGGGGUCCGGACUUGUGGACCAAGAAGUCAUUUCGAGACUCGCACGUUGGCACUUUGAAGGAGGCGGAAGCAGCCAAUGACGAGAGCAAGGUCGAAAAGAUGCUCACUGACGAGAGUGGUGAAAAGCGACGGGCUGAAGGAAAGCGAAAGGAUGAUGGGGAAAGGAAAGAUGAAAAGAUGACAACGGAGUCUCUGGAGGAUGAGCGAAAUGGGUUGGACGCAAUGAUAGAUGGGGAGUAG
Molecule: messenger RNA, 5028 nt
Organism: Beauveria bassiana ARSEF 2860
Lineage: Eukaryota; Fungi; Ascomycota; Sordariomycetes; Hypocreales; Cordycipitaceae
Product: PLU-1-like protein
Exons: 3
Coding region: 1-5028 (1675 amino acids)
Biological process (GO): chromatin remodeling
Cellular component (GO): nucleus
Molecular function (GO): DNA binding; histone demethylase activity
Source: RefSeq, a predicted model, not a curated record